Octopus bimaculoides (California two-spot octopus) is the source of this 1604-nucleotide messenger RNA. RefSeq lists its product as uncharacterized. Lineage: Eukaryota; Metazoa; Mollusca; Cephalopoda; Octopoda; Octopodidae. The record is from RefSeq and is a predicted model, not a curated record.
CUCUAGAGAGGAAUAGUAAGAGAAAUGAGUAAGAGUUACAGACAGCAGAUUUCAGUAAUGACUGGUUGGAUGAAACAGAGUGAUGACUGAUGACACAGAAUGGGUGAUUGUAGAGCAUAUUUGUUUCAAACAAAUCUGAUGUAGUCCCACAUGUAUAGGUAUCUUAACGGGACAAAGUGAUAAGGAUUGUCAGUGGGGAAGUAUGGUGUAGUGAAUAAGAGUAUCAGAGAGAUGACAGGAUCAGAGACAAACUAAUGCCAUACCUACUUACAAAGGUUGCUUGGCACAAUAAAUAGACAAGAAGAUGAAUGGAGAGAAAAUAAGUGAUAAAAGAUGAGUAAGAACAAGCUGAGAGAUAGAGAGAGAUGAAAGGAAAUCCAAAAAGUGAACGGCAGUAGAUGGAGACUUCACUUUAUCCCAUGUCUUCCUAUGUCUGUUUCCCUGUUUCACGGUUUCCAUCUAUUGGUUUUCUUAUUGUGAAUGACCUUUUCACACCUGAAGAACUUCAACCAUGUUGUAAUGACAUUGAAAUCCUAGUUGACAAUCUGGCACAGAAACUGUAUAAAGCAGGAAAAAUCAGUGACCUUCAUGAAGACUGUGGAUUAUUUCAAAGAUUGACAGAGAUAGACAAGGAAUUUUCAGGAGCAUCUAUUCUCAUCUUCAAAUCUCAAAAGUUGACCAAGAGUUUUCAAAACCUUUGGUCCAAUGAAAGAUUACUGAAUAUUGCUGAACAGAUUUUGGGACCAGAAAUUUCUGGUCAUCCAGUUUGGAACCUUCGUCCUAAAAUUCCAAAUUCUAAAAUUGUACAAGUUCCAUGGCACCAAGAUAGUGCCUAUUUUGAUCCUGAUUCUUAUGAUCAUAUGAUACUGACUGCAUGGAUCCCAUUCUUGAAUACCAAUGCUAGAAAUGGAGGCAUGCAAAUGGCUCGCUAUGGUCAUCACACUGGAAAGAUUGCUCACCAUACUUGCAGCCCUGGAGAUACAUGGUAUGUUGAUCUGGCUGAAGAAGAAAUGCAAAAAACAUUAGGUGUUGAUUUAGAGAGAGAUAUUAUAACUUGCCAUGUUCCUUAUGGUGGAAUGCUCCUAUUUCAAAAUAUCACACCACAUCGAAGUUUGUUAAAUAUUUCAAAUGAUGUGCGUUGGAGUGUUGAUUUACGGUGGCAAUCUCCAAAGGAAAAAUGGGGAUUUUAUAAUCUCCAAGAAGGAAUACUAAUGAGAUCAGAAAAACAGCCAAAUUUAGAGCCAGACUGGGAAAAGUUUCUUUCAACUGACCGUAAAACUGAGUGGCAAAAACGUUAUUCUAAGAAGGAUGAGAACAUUGAUGAUGAAUUUAACACCUGUGUAUCAGGCCCAUGGUUUAAUCGAUGGGAGAUAGUUCACCACAACAGACACAUCGAGAGUUUCCGGUUUGAUAAUGAAGAAGCUAACAUUUGAAACCAUCAAUGCAUUUAAAAAUCAAGUAGUUAAUGUAUUCUCUCUAUCACUAGACCAAGUUGCUGACAACAUUACAAACAGUUUAAGAUAAAAUGGUGCAUCUGAAUUAUUGUUAAUGUUGUGCUUAAUUGAAAUAAAACCAGUUUAAUGUUUUUAAACGAUAUUAAGAAA